UCCUCAAGGGCGAACUGGAGUACAUAAAGCAAAGGUGAGCAGAACAUGGUCAUUAGUUGCACAUUCCUGCACUGACAGAGAAAGUCGUUGCAGUCAACAUGGCGCGUCUCUGGUUGGCUGCUGCUUUGUGUGCUUUAGUAUUCAUUGCUCUAGCUAACGAUGCCGAAGGACAUGGACAUCAUUAUGGGCAUCGCCAUGGAUAUCACCAUCAUAAAAGCAAAGGCGCAUGCAAAAGCAAAGGACGAAAUAUAGGACACCAUCAUGCUCGCAAGAGCUACCCACGUGGAAACAUAGGAGUUUUGGGAAGUCUAUAUGCCAAAAAAGGAUGCUCAAAGAGAAGACAUAAGAGUCAUAGUGGUCAUAAACACGGACAUGGUCUUUUCAAGGCUUUUGGUGACAUCAAGAAAUGUGGAUCAAGGAGAAGAAAACAUGGCCUGUCCGUCUCAGGAAACAAGAAAAGUCACAGUCACAGUCACAGUGGGGGCAGAAGUCAUAAAUUAAACAUAAACAAUAAGAGAAGAAACAGGAGCAGGAAACGACAGAAACAUGGUGGGUCUGGCAGCAAGGACAGCAGCGGCAGCAGCAGUCAUCACGUGAACAAAAACAAUAAGAGAAGGAACGGGACAAGGAAACGACAGAAACAUGGUGGGUCUGGCAGCAAGGACAGCAGCGGCAGCAGCAGUCAUCACGUGAACAAAAACAAUAAGAGAAGGAACAGGACAAGGAGGCAAAAGAAACGUGGUUCAUCAUCCAGUUCAUCAUCCAGUUCUGGUGGUAACUCCGACCAUCAACAAACAAAUACAGUUGAUAAGAAGAGGCCAGUUCCCAGUAAAAAGGAGCAUCCUUGUCGAAGUAACCCGUGUCAGAAUGGAGCUGAAUGUUACGAGAAACCUAACGGGGAUUACACUUGUUCUUGCAAAGCUGGAUUUAGAGGAACGCGCUGUGAGCAAAAAAUAGUCGUCAAGGUGCGUCCUUGCGAUAGCAACCCGUGCUUGAAUCAUGGACAAUGCAUUCCCAGCGGCUCGGGGUACAGGUGUAGAUGUGAAAGAGGCUUCGCUGGGGAAAAUUGUCAAAUUGUGCCGAAAUCAUUUGACCCCUGUGCAGGCGUGGUUUGCCACAAUGGAGGUACGUGUUACGCAGAAAAUGGCGAAGCAAAGUGCAAAUGCCGGACUGGAUUCAAAGGGACACUCUGCAGAAACAAGGUCGAUAGGAGUGGAGCAUGUGCAAACAACCCAUGUAAACACAAUGGUGAUUGUCACGAGAUCGACAACGGCAACACCUUCUAUUGCAACUGCAUGGGCGACUGGGAAGGUGUGACUUGUAAAAUCGCCAUCGAUCAUAGCGGACCUUGCGACAACAACCCGUGUGCACAUGGCCAUUGCGUGCCGUCUAGAAACAUAUUCCGUUGCUUGUGCUCGGGCGGUUACACUGGAGAUCUAUGUGACGUUCCUCCCAAAAAAGAUCCAUGUCUACAAAAUCCAUGUCUAAAUAAUGGACAGUGUAUUUCACUGACAACGGGUGACUUCAACUGCAAGUGCCGCAGUGGCUUUGAAGGCGCGUUCUGUGAGACGGGUAAGAUGAGACCCGGACUCUGCCCUAUCUCCAACACAGGUAACUGUGUGAGAGGUAUAGAUGGGUGCAAUUCAGAUAGCGAAUGUCCAGGAGAAGAUGAGAAAUGCUGCUCAACUGGAUGCAGUCGCGUUUGCCGAAAACCAUGUAGAGGUGUAUGCUACAACUUCUGCCCGAACGGUUUCGUGUAUGAUAACGAUGGCUGUCCAACAUGCCAAUGCAAAGAGUUACCGCUGCCACCUAAAGAAGAAGUUGUACCACCAAAGCCUAAAGUAGCAGAUCAAGUGGGAAAGGAAAACAUUGCAUUCAACACCAAAAUCGAUCUGUCUAAGACAACUAGAGUUCGUCUCAGCGUCAUUUGGGACGAUGAUCUGCGCAUCUCCUUCAAACACCCUAAUUCACCUAAUGCAUUCUACGUCAUAUAUAUUGGUUGGGAGACUGCCCGCAUCGAAAGGUGUUCUUCAAGUGGAACUUGUAAAAUGGUUAGAGACGUCAAUACCAAGGGCAUCCUUAAGAAGUCUCCGGUUGAAUCCAUCAAUUUCUACAUCAUCAUUUCACCAGAAGGCGAUUUCAUUAUAGGCCUUGACAAUCCGGACUACGAGUUGAUGAGUUACAACGAUCCCAACCCUGUGACAGGUUUCGCUAACAUGUACAUCUUCGCUGGUGGCGUGUACCCAGUGGACUGGACGGUUGCAACACCAACAAUUGAAGAUUCUCCAAUGGUACAGAUAGACACAGAUGGUCGCGACACAGUGGUGGAUCUCCAGCGAAUCAGGGCUAUCGAUGUCCGUCAAACUGUCAAAAUAAGGUUCAGCGUCAUCCACGGAGAGCAGUUGCAGAUUGGACUUAAAUCGACGAUCAAUUUGAAGAAGUACAUCAUCAUACACAUCGGCAAGGAGUCUUCUCAUGUUGAAGAGUGUAAUGAGGACGAGGAAUGCACGGUGAGCGAAAACUUCGACACGGCAGGGAACAUUGCUAGUGAUCACUUCGUCAACUACUUUAUCUUAUUCCGCCGUGACGGUUCUGUAAGCGUCGUGUAUGAGGAUACACAGACAGAGUUUAUCACUUACAGUAUCAUUGAACCACGAGAGGGCUCUUUUAACGUUUUCAUCAGUUCUGGACAUGGUGGCCAGGCCAGCUGGAAAGUACACCAGUCAACCACUAUACAAGAGGACACGAUUACGUUGAAGCCACACCCUAUCGAACAGAAUGACAAAACAUGGACCUUCAUAACCGAACCUCUUCGUUCAUUCGAAAAGGAGAUCCAAGUGGGCUUGGCUGCUGAUGCACAGAUUCACAUUGUGCUUACGGGAGACAAAGAAAAGGCAGAUAGUGCAUACGAAAUCAUUAUCGGAGCUGAGUCCAACACCAAGGUCAUUGUCAAGAAGGGUUCCCAGAGCGUUUCCGCGAACCAUGUCCUCUCCAGUGGCAGUUAUGAUGACUACUCAGACUAUUGGAUUGGUUGGUCUGAUGGUAACCUGUGCGUGGGUGACAUUGACAACUACAAGAAGAACGACGCAUUAGCCUGCAUUGCUGUGCCAGUCAAAGAUCAAGUCUUCACAUGGGCAGGUUUCAAGGGCGACAUGAUGGACUACAUCAUAUACUACUCGUUUGAGUACGCAGUCUCUUAUGGCAUUUUCUCUACCUACGACAGCAACAUGGCAUACCCAUUGCGAUUCAAACGAGCUCGCAUGACGAACAACGUAUUGGAGUUUGGAGUCAUGACAGACAGUGAUGCACAUAUGGCCGUAUCUAACUGCCAAGGUGCGGACACACCGACUGCACCGAUGUACGAGCUUGUCAUGGGAACUCAAGGUUCCGAAGGGUGUCUCUUCCGUCGUUGCAAGGGAUGUGAGGCGGUGGCAGAGGGGGCUUGUCCAGGCUUACUUGACGAAACUGAACCCAAAGAUUACACCUUCGAGUUCAAUAAUGGUCAUCUGAAACUUCACAAAGGAAGAGGAGUUUCCAAGAAGCUUCUUCUGGAAUGGGACGACCCUAACCCAAUACAAAACGUGGGUCACCUGGCAACGGCUACUGGAUUCCAAAGUUCUGGAACAUCUCGCUGGAUACUGUACCAUCCAUAAAUACUGUCGCUGGUGUUGUAGCUACAAGAAUUUUGGGUAAAACAACCAAGGACAACGCAUUAAAUCUCAGUAUGUUGUUCGUUUGAUUUAACGGUACCAUACUAGGUUUUAAUUGAUUUGGUUUUGACUUUUAGCAUCAAUAUAAGCACGCAUGAAAAGUUAGCAUUUUGGGUAACUUAAGUUGGGAUUAAUUGUUGAUUUGGUUUAUCUGUUCGGUAAAAUAUUACUACGGUUCCGUAUUAAAUGUAACUAUUACGUCAUCCUACAUGAGAUGUUACUUAUUUUAGAUUAUUCAACUUUCAUUUAGCUCGUAUUGCAAAGAAUUCUCAAAUGUAUUUAAAGUGCCAAAAGUGGGUUUUGUCGUCGCAAUUAAACUGAUUAGUCAGAUGGAAUAAUUUAACAAGUUCAAACUGGACAUUUUGUGUGACAAACACACAAAAUGUCCAAUGCAGAGAAUAAUAAAAUCCGGGAAAUCUCACAACUUCAAGUGAUGUCAAUCUGAUAAAAUUUAAAAGAAAAAAUAAUCUUAACUGGUGGCAGUUUUUUUUAAAUUUACCAAUUGAUAGGUUCGUGUCGAAUCAUUUAUUCUUUUCAAAUUAAAGUUCAUAACAAGGAGAACGUCUUGAAUAAAACACUGUUUGAAGUCAUUGGUCACGUUGGUGGCGCCCUUGUUGACGUUCGGAUGGUACGAUAUUGUAACUUCAGCUGAGACAAAGAUUGAUAAUCAGUCAUAAUGUAGUCUUACUAUACGUUUCCAAAUACAUGUAGUCUGGUUCUGUGUUUUCAGGACCAUGUUUUUUAAACAGUUUAAACACAUGUUUAAACCUACUCGUGCCAUCGAAUCGACGGUUGAGUUUCGCACCACAAUAGAACAAAACUUCUUUUGUUUAAUCCAACAUCACACACAAGUUUGUGGACUUCAUAUCCACUGUCUGUAGUGUAGUUGUUUGUAGUUUAUUAGUAGUUUGUUUGGAUUUUGUGAGGUUUUUCCCCGAGAUUCUCUUGUCUUUUUCCUUGCAAAGGUCCUUUGGUUUUGAACACACUUUCCAAGUAGGGAUAUCUACCAAACCGGGGGACCCUAUUAAAAAGAAUAAUCAUCUUCGUUAUAGAUCCCCGGUUUGAAUGUGGAUACUUUAACUCCAAAAACACCAGUAGGCCUAUGUCUAAUGAGUUUUAGAAACGUGUUUGAAUAUUUAAGGGGACACUUGCUUUUGUUGGUCAAUAAUAAACUAAUUUAGCAAAUUAA
Messenger RNA from Asterias rubens (European starfish), 4899 nucleotides. RefSeq lists its product as uncharacterized. Gene Ontology annotation, cellular component: extracellular region. Gene Ontology annotation, biological process: Notch signaling pathway. The record is from RefSeq and is a predicted model, not a curated record. Bases 99 to 3653 code for a protein of 1184 amino acids. Gene Ontology annotation, molecular function: serine-type endopeptidase inhibitor activity; Notch binding; calcium ion binding. NCBI's taxonomy places the organism in Eukaryota, Metazoa, Echinodermata, Asteroidea, Forcipulatida, Asteriidae. The transcript is spliced from 30 exons.